Molecule: messenger RNA, 321 nt
Organism: Lactuca virosa
Lineage: Eukaryota; Viridiplantae; Streptophyta; Magnoliopsida; Asterales; Asteraceae
Source: the annotation of a GenBank genome assembly
AUGAUUUUUCUUCGAAAAGGUUCAAGUUCCAAAUCUAUGAUUUUUCUUCGAGUCGGUUCAAUUUCAAAAUUGGAAGAAGAACCAAAACAGAUUGAAGAAAGAUUUGAAGAUGGUUCGGUUGUUGUCUUUUCUCAAGGAUCAGGUAGAGAACUGAUCUUGAGAUCUUCUAAGGGUGUUGAUCAUUUUGCUAUCACUGCUGCCUCUCAUCCAUUUCACGAAUCUAGGGAGAUGAUGGAGUUGGAUUACGAAGAUGCAGGCCCAAACACCAAUACAAAAUCUGGAUUUAUUCCUAUUCCAGAAGCUCCAGCACCUCAAGGCUAA